Temnothorax curvispinosus is the source of this 1509-nucleotide messenger RNA. RefSeq lists its product as uncharacterized. The transcript is spliced from 4 exons. The record is from RefSeq and is a predicted model, not a curated record. Lineage: Eukaryota; Metazoa; Arthropoda; Insecta; Hymenoptera; Formicidae. Bases 61 to 759 code for a protein of 232 amino acids.
UCAGUCAGUCAAUGGGCUUUGAGUAUCAAUUCGAGCAGCUCCCGAGUGAUACCGAUAAACAUGAGACUCGCUACAACGGUGUGUCUUUUAGUUGCCUUUUGUACUGUCAAUGCUAAUCCUUUGGAUUCACUUAGGACUGGUGUGCAAAGAUCGAGAAAACAAGUGCAGGAUAUUAUAGAACAGCUCGAGCGUCUUCAAAGUAACAUCGCGCAUGACACAAUUUUCAAAAUAAAAAAUAUUUGGAUAGGACAAAGGCAAAGACUCAACGAUUACAGCAAUCCGAUAAUUGAUGCGAUACGUAAAGAAGUGGAAGCCGCGAAGGCAGAGGGCAAGAAUGCGCAGCCAUGCUACGAUACCGCUUCUAAUAGUUUGAAAAACAUUUGGGACUUAGCGUCAAGUGAUGCUCAGCGACAAUGCGUCGACACUGCUGAGAGCUCCAUCAAGAGCGAACUUGAUUUUAUCAACAACCUUAUCACGACCGGACGUACGCUGAUAAUAGAAUUGGACAGCAUCUUCCCAAACUGCUUCAGUAAUGACAUUUUCCAAAUGCAGAGAUGCGUCGCCCUCAAGCUGUCGACAGCCAAUAUCGCCGUGAGAGACUUGCAGAACAAAGCAAAUUCCGCCAAACUCACCGCCGAGUCAGCGUCCAAUAAUAUCUUUUUGCAGGGAAAUAAUUGCCUGUAUAAUGUUUAUUCGACCGCGAUCUCGCAGAUCACGGAGGUCAGAUUGGCCGCUACCAAAUGCCUUAAGGCUUUGUAAACCCAGUGUUGAGUCGAUUGACCGUAUUGACCGCGUGACUAUGACUCUUUUAAAAAAAUUGCUUUCGAGAGGAAUCGUUAAUAUCGUUAAUAUCGUUAUGCCGGUUAUGCCGAUUAUGCCCGAGAUACCGCUGGUUAAAAAAAGACAGUUUCACGAUUACUUUCAUCUUAUCUACUCGUUUAUCGAAUAUCUGGCUAACAAUAAGUUAAACACGUGGUUCAUCAAUAUUCAUAAAAAUUCGUAAAUUCAUGAGAUCGGUGCGAGACAAACGAACUUAUAAAAGUCGUCGUUCCUAAUUUUAGUCGUCUACUUAUUAAAAUAAUUUAAAAUAAUUUUGGCAUGCGAAUCUUGCAAAAUCCUGAUGGAAAUGUUUCGCAAUCAAUUGUGACGGUUGAUUUGUAACGUAUGAUACAGCGAUAUACCUAUUAUAAGCUACGAUAUGUUCGAUUUGAUAUCGAACUCGUAUCGAUUUCUGUUUCGCGAAUAUUGAUCACAAUCAACAAGCGGUUUUAAUUAUUGGAUAUUCUAUUAAGAUAUUGCAUAAGUAUAUCAGACGAAAUAAAUCUAAUCUGAUUGACAUUGACAAUGACAAUGACAUUUUCAAGUGGAACGAAUGAAAUAGUUUAACGAGAGAUAAGUUUAUCUCUCUUUCUCUCAGAUAUCAUACAUGUACGAUGCAUAUAAAUAUAGCAUCUAGUUUACAUUCAAUAAAGUAUUUAUGAGGAUCUCUUAAAGAGAUUUACGAUUAUA